AAAAAAGGACAUGGCAGAUCUAGAUAAAAAGACGUUAAUGGUUGCGAAAUUGCAUGACCGACGCGCCGAUAAGGAACUGAUGGCGAUCUUACUACUAAAUCAGGUAUGUGAUAUGAAAAACAAAUGGUUUUUUUGUGUUAUGAAAUUUUAAUUACCCACAUUUCAACAGGCGGAAAAUAUGAUGAAAAACAAAUUCUCCUGGGAGCCUGAGGUGAUAGCAUCUUGCAUUAUUCUUCAUGUUAGAUCCCCAGGGAUAUACAAGUACAUCUGCCGGAGUAAACUUAUGUUUCUCCCGUGUGUCUCCACUUUAAGGAGCUAUAUAGGCAAAUCUACUACCGGAGAUGUCGGCUUUCCUCCACUUGCCGAAAAAAGACUGAAAUCGUUGGCCAUUAACCUAAGGGAACAGGAAAAAGAAGUCAGUAUAGAAGUUGAUGAAAUGUCGCUAGAUCCAAAAAUGAAGAAAAUCAUGCAAUGGGACAGAAUUGUCGGACAAGUUAACAGUGGUGGUGUUCUGGUAAUUCAAGAUGGAAAACCUAUUCUAGAUAACCGUCUAUUGGCCUUUCACAUGACUGGACUUUCGACGGCUUUCAAAUGUCCUGUAGCUUACUUUUUUGUACGGCAACUAACAGCUAAGGAUCCUUUUAAGCUAACCGAAUUUGUUCUUGAAGAUGUGGAAAAAUAUGGAUUUAAUGUUGCGAGGAUUGUUGGCAACAACGCCUCUACCAACGUAAAGAUGUUUCGAAUGUGGAGCCCUAAUGGCAAUCUCGUCCCAUUCAUUGUUAUUUGAUUUUGAUUGUUAUUUUUCAGUUUUGACUACACACACAUAUUGAAAAAUAUA
Molecule: messenger RNA, 838 nt
Organism: Daphnia magna
Lineage: Eukaryota; Metazoa; Arthropoda; Branchiopoda; Diplostraca; Daphniidae
Exons: 1
Coding region: 179-787 (202 amino acids)
Source: RefSeq, a predicted model, not a curated record